Messenger RNA from Eremomyces bilateralis CBS 781.70, 1118 nucleotides. RefSeq lists its product as uncharacterized. The transcript is spliced from 2 exons. The record is from RefSeq and is a predicted model, not a curated record. NCBI's taxonomy places the organism in Eukaryota, Fungi, Ascomycota, Dothideomycetes, Eremomycetales, Eremomycetaceae. Bases 248 to 841 code for a protein of 197 amino acids.
AUUCAGUCUUUGCAAACAAAGUCGUGACGAAUUUCCUUGACUCAUUCUUUCUGCUAGUCGGUUUUCUCUAUCUGCUUUGGUUGCUGGCAUUCAUCGCUCUCUAUAUAUCUACCGGCAGGUCCAGUCUUUACAUACGACCAUCCCCAACAUUCAUUGUUGAAAAGCAUUUUAUAUUGCAUUCCUUCUCGCUCUGUAGCCCACAAACGAACGAAUCUCCUUCACGAAUCGAACUAUCAACCCCGUCAUCAUGCCUAUCCCAAGCUACGGAGCCGCUCCCCUGAGCACCACCUUCCUCCUUGUCCGGGGCUUGCAAGUCAUUGCCAUGAUUGGCAUUGUUGGAAUGACGGCGAAUUUUGUCAGCGAGAUGGUCGCAUAUGGUCGCGAGCCUUCUAAGGAGGUGGUUGGCACUCUCAGCGUCACAUGCAUCGCAACUCUCUACACCCUGGUGUCCAUCGCCUUCUAUUGGGCCCAAGCCAACAUCGGCCUCUUCGUCAUGUGCGGUGUCGAUUCCCUCCUCCUCAUCGCCUGGAUCGUCGUCGCCGUCACCGUUGGCAAACCGCUCUCGUUCCUCCACUGCCCCGCCCUUGGCGAUUCCACCCAAGCGCAAGACGCAAUCCAGACCUACUCGAUGGUUCAAUCCAUGAAGACCAACCUCGGCGUUCCCGGCAGCCAACUCGACCUUCGCGCGUGGGCGGGCUUCACCAAGGCCAAUUGCUACGAGACGAAGGCGAUCUGGGGUCUUAGCAUCGCCCUUUGCAUUCUCUAUACGGUGUCUGCACUGCUUUUGCCGACACUGUUUUUCAAGAACAAGAAGGCUGGAUACGUUAAGGAUCCUGCAUAGACGGAUCUAACGUGUACACAAGCCAAAUUCAUGGAGAACGUUGUUAAGAUGUUAGUCUGUCAUCUGAUCUGGAUCAAAUAUGAACCGCGAGAAACCUUGCAUGCCUAGAUGGCAGCUUGUCCGCAAUGGCAUGGGGAAGGCGUUUGGGGAUUCAUGUUGCUCAUUUCACCUAAUUGUCCUGGUGCUCGACAGGCGUUCCGAGCAGAUUUUGUCUAAUACCAUAAUGAAAAGUCCAAAAUAUAUACAUCAACACAUCAAGGAUAAACAAGCUCCCUUC